AUGCGUACAUACCUCUUCCUCCUUACCUUCCUGGCCACCUUGGGAUUGGCUGCACCCACAUCCACUGAAAGUGAGUAUAUCCCCAAGGAGAGACACAUCCUGCAAAUGAACAGGGCUAACGGAUGCUCUCAAGACACUGCGGUUUCCAGAUCCGCGAUGAUCGCCAGAGAAGAGCAGGGAGCCAACGAAAACCAGGGAAAUAUCAAGUGGAAUAGCAAAGACGUGGUUGUCGCAGAUGGGUUUUAA
Messenger RNA from Penicillium robsamsonii, 246 nucleotides. RefSeq lists its product as uncharacterized. The transcript has a single exon. Lineage: Eukaryota; Fungi; Ascomycota; Eurotiomycetes; Eurotiales; Aspergillaceae. The record is from RefSeq and is a predicted model, not a curated record. The coding region runs from base 1 to 246 and encodes 81 amino acids.